Penicillium brevicompactum is the source of this 1335-nucleotide messenger RNA. Its product is annotated as putative phthalate transporter. The record is from RefSeq and is a predicted model, not a curated record. The coding region runs from base 1 to 1335 and encodes 444 amino acids. Lineage: Eukaryota; Fungi; Ascomycota; Eurotiomycetes; Eurotiales; Aspergillaceae. Gene Ontology annotation, biological process: transmembrane transport. Gene Ontology annotation, cellular component: membrane. The transcript is spliced from 7 exons. Gene Ontology annotation, molecular function: transmembrane transporter activity.
AUGGCCUCGAUGGCUGCCAUCGACGAAAAGCCUCCUACGGAGCACCGCAUCGAGGAUAUGGCGGGCAAAUCUGCUAGCGAGAAUGAAGAUGAAUUCACAGCUGAGGAGAAAAAGAAGAUUAUUCGCCGGAUUGAUUUGCGCUUGGUUACGAUGACGGGUUUGGCAUAUUGUAUCUCGCUCAUGGAUCGUACGAAUCUGAGCAUGGCUGCCGUUGCAGGAUUGAAAGAGGAAUUGAGGCUGGAUAUUGGGGAGCGUUAUUCUAUCAUCGUUCUGAUGUUCUUCGUGCCUUAUAUCAUCUUCCAACCGCCGAUGACGAUUAUAAUUCGCAAACUGGGGCCUACGAUGUUCUUGGGCGCAAUCAUCAUAUGUUGGGCGGCGAUUAUGAUAGGAAUGGGGUUCGUCAAAGAUUGGGGCCAGCUAGUCGUCACUCGUGUUCUUCUGGGUACAUUGGAAGCAGGCUAUUUCCCAGGUUGCGUCUAUUUGCUCUCAUGCUGGUAUACACGAUAUGACGUUCAAAAGCGAUUCUCGAUAUUCUACCUCAUCGGCUGCGUGGCCUCCGCACUCUCGGGAAUUCUGGCCUUUGGUUUGAUGCAAUUGAAUGGCAAGCACGGACUCACAGGAUGGCGAUGGAUUUUCAUCCUAGAGGGCGUGAUCACCGGCUUCAUUGGAAUCCUCUGCUUCGUCUUCCUGGUCGACUUCCCAGACCGUGCGCAUAAAUCAUGGCGCUUCCUGAACGAGCGCGAGUGCGCAUGGGUAAUCCGUCGCAUCAACGAGGAUCGUAAUGACGGAGACAUGGAAGCCUUCUCCAUCAAAAAGUUCCUCAAGCCAGCCGCCGAUCCGAAAAUCUGGGGUUUCGCCAUGAUCUUCUUCUGCCUCACCACAGUCACAUACGCGAUCGCCUACUUCCUCCCCAUCAUUCUGCGACUGGGUAUGGGCUACGGCGUGGGUGAAGCGCAAUGUCUAGUCGCGCCCCCGUAUGGCUUCGCCGGCAUUGUGAUGUACGUGACCGCAUGGGUAGCCGACAAAUACCGAAUGCGAGCGCCGAUUCUGAUUUUCAACGCGUUGCUCGCGAUCAUCGGACUUCCCAUGAUGGGAUUCGCGAAAAGCGACGCCGUUCGCUACGUCGGCGUGUUUUUCACCGUGGCGGGCGCUAAUGCUAAUAUUCCUGCCUGUAUGGCAUACCAGGCGAACAAUGUGCGUGGACAAUGGACGCGUGCGUUCUCCAGUGCUACGCUGGUUGGCUUUGGUGGGCUGGGUGGAAUUGUUAGCAGUUUGGUUUUCCGAGAGCAGGACGCGCCCGGUUAUCGGCCCGGAAUGUAUGCAGCUAUCGCGUGA